GAGAGCAGUGAGUCGCGGCGCUUGAUGGGGCCGCUGAAAUUUUCAAGAUGUCGUCGCUGGAGCAGAGACUCUCCCGAAUCGAGGAGAAACUCAAGCAGGAAAAUAAAGAAGCCCGCAAACGAAUCGACCUGAACAUCGACAUGAGCCCGCAGCGGACGCGCCCGAGGCCAAUCAUCGUGAUCCAGCUCAGUCCAGCUCCAGCUCCCUCCCAGCGCGCAGCUUUACAGUUACCAUUGGCCAACGAUGGAGGAAGUCGCUCAUCCUCUUCAGAAAGCUCUCCUCAACACCCCUCGUACCCUAGCAGACCCCGACAGAUGCUCACGCUUCCCACCCCACCCUACUGCCUACAGAAGAGCCUAGAGAAUGCUGAAAUCGAUCAAAAGCUUCAGGAAAUCAUGAAACAAACCGGAUAUCUGAAGAUUGACGGACAGCGUUACCCUGCAGAGGUGACGGAUCUGAUCAGUGAGGGGGAGAUCGGCAGUGGAACCUGUGGACAGGUGUUUAAAGUUCGCUUUAAGAAGACUGGCCAUGUCAUCGCAGUCAAGCAAAUGAGGAGGACGGGUAAUAAAGACGAGAAUAAGAGAAUCCUCAUGGAUCUGGACGUUGUGUUGAAGAGUCACGACUGUCCGUACAUCAUUCAGUGCUAUGGAGCAAUAGUCACCAAUACGGAUGUGUUCAUCGCCAUGGAACUGAUGGGGACGUGUGCAGAAAAGCUGAAGAAGAGGAUCCAGGGGCCCAUACCUGAGGCCAUUCUGGGAAAGAUGACCGUGGCCAUCGUGAAGGCUCUGCUUUAUCUGAAAGAGAAACACGGUGUCAUUCACCGAGACGUGAAGCCAUCUAAUAUCCUGUUGGAUGACAAAGGGCAGAUCAAACUGUGCGAUUUUGGCAUUAGUGGCCGACUUGUGGAUUCUAAAGCCAAGACUCGCAGCGCCGGAUGUGCUGCAUACAUGGCGCCUGAGAGAAUAGACCCUCCGGACCCCAGUAAGCCAGACUAUGACAUCAGAGCUGACGUCUGGAGUCUUGGCAUUUCUCUGGUGGAGCUAGCCACGGGGCAGUUUCCUUACAAGAACUGCAAAACAGACUUUGAGGUUCUCACCAAAGUUCUGCAAGAGGACCCACCAGUCCUUCCUCUCGGCAUGGGCUUUUCCCCUGACUUUCAGUCCUUCGUCAAAGACUGCCUCACAAAGGAUCACAGAAAAAGGCCAAAAUACCACAAGCUGCUUGAACACAGUUUUAUCCGUCGCUACGAGGUGUCCGAGGUAGACGUGGCGGGCUGGUUCCAGGCGGUGAUGGAGCGCACAGAGUCUCCCCGCAGCAGCCAGUGCUUCAACCAUCACCAGCUCCACUCGCUCUUCAGCAGGUAGCCAGGCGGAGAGCGCCAGAGAAAGAAGGAUGCGACGUUGAGGAGUUGAUUUAGAGACACGGAUGGACAGGUUUGAAAUGUAAAUUGCGACAGGAUGGAGUGGACAUGGACCGAUUGAGAGGGGAGAAUAUGGCAGAAACAAAAGCUAGAAUGUUCAUUUUGGAGUUUGACUGAUCGACAGACAAUCCUGGGCAGGUUUGAUGUAAAUCUGAAAUCUUUUUGUCCUUCUCAUCCACCCAUUGAACAGGAUGGACCAUUACAGGUUGCAGUCUAACGCGCUCGCACACACAUUUGCAGUAACACUGUUUCACUAAACCUGACCGGCAUAUAAAGAUUAGCCACAAGAGUAAGCGUACAGUGUUUUUAGUUAACUUUCAAAUCCGUACAUCAUGAGGUCCACCGUAGCCCCUUACUCAGGGACUGAACAGAGUAGUCGAACAACACUGUGCAAUGGUGUGUGUGUGUGUUAUCCGUUUAUCAGUCCUAGUUCAGAAGUACAGCCAUUAAUUGAAUCCAAGCAAAUAGAAACUAGCUGUGUGAUGUUUUAUAGACGUGUUCUUUUCGGCAGACAUUUCAGUGAUUGUAACACAUACUUAAAGCGUUUAUAGUGGUAGAACUUCUAAUCCUUGAUGUUUAGAUUUUUAUAACUAGUUUGGCCUGGACUCUAAUGUAUGGAAGUAGAUUUAUCGCCUAAAAAAGAAGAUUGUAUAUUAAGAAAACACUAGUGGUUGACCGAUAAGUGUGUUUUUAAAAGGUGAAGUGUCAUUUUCUCGAUGAAACAGUGCUUCUUAUCCCAAUUUAAAAGGCCAAAUCAUCUAUAAAUGAGAAAUUUGUGUUUGUCUGAGCAGCCUUACCCAGCAAAUGGGGGGGGAUUGUUCAGAAAAACAUUAUUUAAUCAUCAUUUGUGCAAUUCCGUUAAUUGUAGUCCUGCACAAAUUACACACUUCACUUUUACUGGCGAUGCUGGUGUCUCAUCAGCCAAUGGCGAUAAUCUCAAAAUUGCCAAAUUUUGCACUAUGUAUCGGUCUAUCACUAGAUAAAACACACAAAAAAAUUAGCCCAGAGUCAUAACAACGCACACCUCAGGAAGACAAGUGUUAGAAAUGGGGAUUUUUAACAGGAUUUAGCCGAGUGUCUGAGGGGUGAAACCACAAUCAAAGUCACCAAAAGCAAACGUGAGAGAUGUUGUCAGUCACUCAGAGACAAGCGGGGGACUUUUCGCAGGUCUCAUUUCUGCUUUUAUCACCCGUUCGAUCUCUUUCCCGUGAGUAUUUGAGUUCCCGCAAACCAAAGCAUUUUUUUUUUUAUGACACAGCACUGCUUUUUUUCCCUGCCAAGCUGUUUUCAGCAUCUGCUCAUGGGUCACGCUGAAGAUGUUCGGCGACUUUCACAACCAAAGCUGUAGAGUUCGAGAUUCACUGCUUUUAUGAAGCCAAAUCACUCGCCUGAGGAGGGGAAAAUGUGACUUAAAUCAGCAAAGAAAGAUUUAGAGGGCGAUGGCACGUUUAGAGGAAGCAUGGUGUUAUAAUGGACUGAAGAAAGAGUGGAGGAAAUAAUGGGACGGGAGAGAAAAUUAGGAGGAAGGCAUUUGAAAGUAUGAAAGAAAGUCUCCAGUGAAGUCUUAUAGAAAGUUUUGAGAGGUUUGGUGAGAUUUCAGGGCUGACAGGAACAGGUGUUGGUGGUUUUCUAGAUCGCUGUGUUUUGAGCUAGCUGGACGUUGCAUAAAAGCUUUCAAUCGUUUUGGAACCAAUGUACCAAUUUUUAUUUUUAGGGUUAUUUGUGUUUUGCUUCUUACGGUUUUGUUCAUUAUCCUUGAAACUUUGUUCUUAUUGUCUGCUAUUAUUAUUAUUAUAUUUAUUUAUUAUCUUACUGCUGCUACUGUUUACUUUAGAUGCUGCUCUCAGUGAUUAUAUUCCCCAAAGGAUGAUUCUUCUUCUUAUUUUUUUUUCUAAACCAAAUGCAUAAAACACUGCAAUGUCUUCUACACAUUUACCAAAUACGAGAAUGAUUACUAGUAAAGUGCGUGAUGUGAUUCAUAAAGAGAAAGCAAGCAAGGAAGGAAGUGAAUUGAGAAUCUCUAUUUACCUAUAUCUAUAUUUAUAUCUCAAUAGUUUGUUUUUUGAAACUCACAAACGUCACGGCUCACUCUGAGCUACUAAUAAGAACGACUUCCAUGUAUUUGUACAAAAUAACAGACACCAGCUGGUAAUAUCUAUAUAUAUUUGAGCUAGAUUUCCCUUAUUACGUCAUUAGCCGCAUCAUUAGUCACACACACAGAUAUGUUUGUAAUUGUCCUCCUGUGUCCGUCCUGCGGUGGAUGAAUUCAUCAAAUAGUCAGUUAUGAUUCACCUCGUUCAAUAUUUUGGCUGCUUUGAUUUAUGCUCAUUUGUUUGACUAUGCAAUAACACAUAUUUAGUGAAAGAAUUCUGUCCCGAAUUCAUCACUUUGGAUCUGAUCAUGAGUCCGUUUGUAAGUUUUCCUUCGAAUUGGAUUGACAAAUUAAUCAAAAGAGCCAAUAAAACAGAUGAAUGUGUAAAAUGCAGGGUUUAUUUUCUUACAGUACGCUUAACUAUUUAUCUCCCAAUAGUUUCUUUGCCGUUUUCACAUGCCAAAUAGAAUCUCUAACAGGACUCUCGCUGUCAACAUAACACUGGUUUCCUGUGUGGUGUUGAUAUUCAUCACAGAUACUGUGGUACCUGCCUGUCUGUCCGUCCGUCAUUCUCUCUUUAGACCUUAGACCUAUAACCGCAGCAUUACACACCAAAGGUGUCAUCAAUAAAACAUUCAAACCAG
Pimephales promelas (fathead minnow) is the source of this 4156-nucleotide messenger RNA. RefSeq names its product mitogen-activated protein kinase kinase 7 (gene map2k7). Lineage: Eukaryota; Metazoa; Chordata; Actinopteri; Cypriniformes; Leuciscidae. The record is from RefSeq and is a predicted model, not a curated record. Gene Ontology annotation, molecular function: ATP binding; protein kinase activity. Gene Ontology annotation, biological process: protein phosphorylation.